UUUCCCCUUAGUUAUCUUCAGUCCGUCGCGUCGCUCGCAUCGCUUUUAGAGCCGGAUCAGAUCAGGGCCCCCGUGCGGCAGUAUUUAGAAAAGGAAACAACGCGCCAAAAAUAAGAACAGAACUUUGUUUUAUAACACUCGUAAACGCACUCGAGACAACGACAGCAACAGGGCUGCAACAUAGAGGAAAACAUAGAGCCCCGCAAUGGCCACCACACAGCAAACGAAGUCACAGGACGAGCUGACAUCAGCCCGUGCGCUGGUGCCCAAGCCCAAGCAGGAAAUUGUCAUCAAGAAGGCAGAGAACAAUGUGGAGGAGGAUGAAGAGGAGGAAAUCGAUGAGGCAGCUGUUGUGGUGCCACCGGACAGCGGCUGGGCCUGGGUGGUGAUGGUCGCCUCCUUCCUCUGCUGCACGGUGAUCGACGGCAUCGUCUUCUGCUCACCGAUGAUACAGAAGCAGCUCAUGGCGGAGUUCAAUGUGAGCAAGGCGUACGUGUCGUUCGUCUCGUCGCUGCUCAGUGGCUGCUACCUGAUGGCCGGUCCCUUUGUGAGUGCGCUGGCCAAUCGCUUCGGCUUCCGCGCUGUCACCAUAGCCGGCGCCAUUUUCGCGGGCAUUUGCUUCGGGCUGUCGUACUUCGCCACCAGCGUGGAGUUUCUGUUCAUCAUUUACGGCGUGCUGGGCGGCAUUGGCUUCUGCAUGGUCUACAUCCCAGCGGUGGUCAUCAUUGGCUUCUACUUUGAGAAGUGGCGCGCCCUGGCCACGGGCGUCGCCAUGUGCGGCUCCGGCGUGGGCACCUUCGUCUUUGCCCCACUGACCACCUCGCUGCUGCAGACGGGCUGGCGGCACACGCUCGCCGUUCAGGGCAUCAUUGUCAUGUCCUGCGCUCUCUUCGGACUGGCCUUCCGGCCCAUCCAGCCGAUCACACUGUCGGCGACCAAUGAGGAGGCCGGCGAGGAGCAGGAGAAGAGCAAGCUGAAUGGCCAUGGCAACCAAGUGGCGCCCACGCCGCAGCUCCACCAGGCGGCGUUCACCAAGCCACUGCCCGAGGGCCGCUUCGCCUACUCCAUGCCCAACUCCGCACACAACACGUACAUGGGCGCCUCGCAGCGCAACCAUUACCCCACCGCCCAGGAGAUCUUCAAGGGCAUGAACCUGGAGCGCCGUCCCUCGGGCACGGCGGCGGGCAGCAAGGGCACCGAGCUGAAGCAGCUGCGCAAGUCACAGCCGACAACGCCCAACGGGGAUCCGCAGCAGCUGACCUUCAACCUGCACAAGGAGCUGACGACGGUGGGCGAGAACGAGGAGGAGGCCGAGAACGACAACCUGUUGGAGACGGACGCCAAGCCAGUGACCAUUCAGGCGCGUCGCCACACCGUCUCCGGACGCAGGCCCCAGGAUCUGGCCAAGCGGGCAGCAGCCGCCGCCAAUGAUGGACAUCACGGACAGCCCACAUCCACGUCGCGGCCCAUGUACAGGGACGACAUCUUCUUCUCGGGCUCGCUGACGAGGAUACCCCAGUACCAGUCGCAGACCUCGCUGGCCUACCACAUGUCCGUGACGCGUCUGCCCACCAAGCAGGACAUGCUGCAGGAUCGGCAGAAGGGCUGCCGCAUCUGCCCGGAGGCCGUGCGCCGCACGCUGUCCACCAUGCUGGACACCAGCCUGCUCAAGUCCGCAUCCUUCAUGUGCCUGGCCGUCAGUGGCUUCCUCACCAUGAUGGGCUUCUUCGUGCCCUUUGGCUUCGUGCAGGAUCGUGCCAUAGCCGGGGGCAUGACCCCGGAUGAGGGCACCGCCAUACUGGCUGCCAUUGGCUUGGUCAACACCAUUGCUAGGAUUGUGUGCGGCUCCAUCAGCUCCUUCCCCGCCGUCAAGCCGCUUUGGCUGAAUAACUUUGCGCUGACUGCCGGCGGCAUUGCCACCAUUGCCAGUGGUGUCGUCAUCAACACCACCAGCCAGUGGAUCUUUGCUGUGUUCUUUGGCGUCUGCAUUGCCUGCUUCUCGGCGCUGCGCUCGCUGAUUGCCGUGGAACUGAUUGGACUCGAGAAGCUGACCAAUGCCUAUGGAUUCCUCAUGCUCUUCCAGGGUCUGGCCGCCACCUUUGGCACACCCAUUGCAGGCGCCCUGUACGAAGCGACCCAGAGCUAUGACAUGGCAUUCUACUUUGCCGGUGGCCUCAUCCUGCUGUCCGCCUUCCUCUGCUACCCGCUCACCUGCGUGGCCAGGUGGGAGCAGGCACGCAACGAGAAGAUCACACCACUGCCGGCAGCAUAGACAGCAUUUCAACGCCAGACAACGAGACGCCCCAGCGACUGUCUUCUUGAUACCGAGCACGGGGUUCGGGUUCGGGUUCGCGCGCGCCACUUAAGGUUGUUGUUCCAACACUAAUUGCCAAUCAUUCGAUGUUAAGAUUGAUGUCGCAUGUCUGAGGCAUUGCAGAGGCAUUGAGCAAGCCCCUGGGAAGCGUGGUUGCAAGUUCCGCAAGUACUUGAUACGUUAAGAUUAGACUAAGUGUAAUGUGCGUGUGCCUUCAGCCUUAUCGAGAGUGCCUAACACAGAGAACACAAACACUGAGACAGUGUUCUAUAAGCUUUAGUAGACAGACAAACAGAUGGUCCGUGGAGUAAGGUGGAGUAAGGUGGAGUGGAGUGAAGUGAGCUGCAGUAAAGUGAGGUUAAAAACGUUAAACUAGAAUUUAGUGCAAAGAGGAGAGGAGAGGAGGAACCUAAAACAUUAUUAAUAUUAUUAUGAUAGCUGUAAGCAGCUGUGCACAUGGCUAUGGCUGGGCCACAAGUCGACUGCCAAGUUAGGAAUCGUUUGUUGAACUAUUUAACAUGAAA
Drosophila subobscura is the source of this 2838-nucleotide messenger RNA. RefSeq names its product monocarboxylate transporter 10. The coding region runs from base 206 to 2272 and encodes 688 amino acids. Gene Ontology annotation, molecular function: monocarboxylic acid transmembrane transporter activity. The record is from RefSeq and is a predicted model, not a curated record. Gene Ontology annotation, biological process: transmembrane transport; monocarboxylic acid transport. The transcript is spliced from 4 exons. Lineage: Eukaryota; Metazoa; Arthropoda; Insecta; Diptera; Drosophilidae.